Molecule: messenger RNA, 1060 nt
Organism: Nicotiana tabacum (common tobacco)
Lineage: Eukaryota; Viridiplantae; Streptophyta; Magnoliopsida; Solanales; Solanaceae
Source: RefSeq, a predicted model, not a curated record
CCAGCCAAUUAUAAUUCGUACUAUUUUGUAGUAUUAUAUAGUAUUAUAAUUUCUUUUCUAAUACAAUUGUUUUCCAUGUUGGCAGUAAGAAGGGGAAAAAAAGAAAGUUGAAUGAAUAGAUAAGCCAAGAAAAAAGAAAAAGGAAAGAUUUGCUAGGUAGCUUCUAAUAUUUCAUAUAUUUAUAUACUGCAUUUGACUCUUGUUUUCUAUUUCCACUUAAGUCUCUCUCUCUCUAUGGUUUUGUAUGAAAAGAUAGAAGGUUCUGCUUUUGUGUGGAUUGAUUCAUAGCACCACAAAGAACUACAUAUGAUUUAUUUCUUAUGAUUAUUGGCUCUAGCUUCUCAGAAAAAUUGAUGGGAAAGAAGAAAAUUUUGAAGAAGACAAAGGAGUUAUCAGUAGCAAUAGCAGAAUCAUCAGCAAUGAGUGGAGACUCUCAACAACAACAGAUUACUCCUAGGAAAAGAGGAAGACCAAGGAAAAUUAUUGUAAAAAAUGAAGAAGAGACAACUGGAGAAGUAAAGAAACUCAAACCAAAUGAAGGUGAAGAAUCAGAAAAUAAAGAAGAAGCAGAAAGAGAAAAGAAGGAAGAAGAAGAAGAACAAUCUGAAGAAAAUUUAGAGCCACAAAAGCAGCAACCUACAAGGAGCAGAGCAAGAAGAAAAAGCAAGCCAAGAAAGAGCUGCUAAAAAUCACUUUAAAAAGUCUCCUUUUUCUUUGUAGGUAAUUUUUGAAAUAAAGGGAAGUAUGAGUCUUUCGAAAACCACCUCUCUAUCUUCACAAGAUAAAAAUAACGUCUCCGUACCCUAAAUCUCACUUGGCGGAAUACCAUGGUAUGUUGUUGUAAAGGGAAGUAUCAAAGAUGAACAAGUUUAUUCAUCUAUUGGAAUUUGUUCCUUGUGCUGUUAGUUUUUUGGUUUUAGUAUGUCCAUUUUAAAUUUUUAAUUGUGAGAAACAUUUUGUUAGGAAGGAAAUGGUCAGCUUUUACACUCUGGAUUGAAUUGUGAUAUUGACUGUAAUGACUUUUGUGUAAAGUGUGCUCAAUUCAAGAAAGUUGGAUAAA